This is a messenger RNA of Ogataea philodendri, 525 nucleotides long. RefSeq lists its product as uncharacterized. The transcript is spliced from 2 exons. The coding region runs from base 1 to 525 and encodes 174 amino acids. Lineage: Eukaryota; Fungi; Ascomycota; Pichiomycetes; Pichiales; Pichiaceae. The record is from RefSeq and is a predicted model, not a curated record.
AUGAUUGCUGCACUUCCAGCAACUGAGCCCAGAAUCCUCAAAAAGUCAAUCACUCCAAAUUUCUUCUUUCCUGGGAGUUCGAAACCAGGUAUUUCGCUUGCAUGUAAACACUCUCCUGAUCUGCAAUUCAAUGUGAUGUAUGGAUCUCCGAAAACGUUUGUAAUUAGAUCGUUCAUGCUAGGUUCAGAAAACUUGCAGUCUCUAUCAGCGACGUUGCACGAGAAAUCACCAGGUCCAGCUAUGGUCUCCGAACCAUUGGAAUCUCUGACGGGCCGAUUGUUCCCAUCUGCAAGACUUCCACAGACAGGCUCAGAGCAGUCUUCACCUCCAAAUCCUUGGAGACAUUCACACCUACCCGAGAAUGGAUUGCAAGUGGAAAAUUGCUUGCAUUCGAAAUUGGGCAGAUUACAGUUGAAGCAUGGAGGGCAUUUAUCAUCUUUAUCUUUGGAUACCUCAGAGUACUGGUCUGAUGACGAAAACAGGUUUGAAUUACCAAUCUGGGGUGACGAAUCUCCCUUUGAAUAA